Messenger RNA from Panicum virgatum (switchgrass), 857 nucleotides. Its product is annotated as SKP1-like protein 1. Gene Ontology annotation, cellular component: cytoplasm; nucleus. The record is from RefSeq and is a predicted model, not a curated record. Gene Ontology annotation, biological process: SCF-dependent proteasomal ubiquitin-dependent protein catabolic process. Gene Ontology annotation, molecular function: cullin family protein binding. The coding region runs from base 67 to 624 and encodes 185 amino acids. The transcript has a single exon. NCBI's taxonomy places the organism in Eukaryota, Viridiplantae, Streptophyta, Magnoliopsida, Poales, Poaceae.
CAUGGAAUCAAUCUGAGAAGAAAGCGCAUUGAUCUCCUCCCGGCGAUCACGCACGCGGCCGAAUCGAUGGCUUCCCCGGCGAUGGUCACGCUCAUCAGCUCGGACCACGAGCGCUUCGAGGUGCCGGAGGCGGCGGCCACCAUGUCGCAGACCAUCCGCCACAUGAUCGAGGACGGCUGCACCGACGGCGGCAUCCCGAUCCCCAACGUCACCGCCAGGACCCUCGCCAAGGUGCUCGAGUACUGCAACCACCACGUAACCGCCGCCGCCGCCGCUGCCGCCGCCGCCGCGAACCCCGAGUCUUCUGCUGGCGCCGCCGCCGCCGCCGCCGCGGGCUCGGAGUCCGCCGGGUGCUCUUCGAACGCGGGAAAGGACGAUGGCGCCGAUCUGGCGAGCUUCGACAAGGCGUUCGUUGAGGUCGACAAGGACACGCUGUACGACCUCCUGCUGGCCGCCAACUACCUCAACGUCAAGGCGCUGCUGGACCUCUGCUGCCAGAAGGUCGCCGACAUGAUCAGGGGCAAGACGCCGGAGGAGAUCAGGCAGGCGUUCGGGAUCAAGAACGACUUCUCGCCCGAGGAGGAGGAGGAGAUCCGCAAGGAGAACCAAUGGGCCUUCGAGUAGUGGAGGCCGCCGCCAUGGAUCGAUCAAGAAGUCAGAUCUAUCGGGUGCCCCUUUGCCAUGCUGUGGGGGUUUAGUGGAUCGCUUAGUUUCUUCUCAAGAAACGCUCAUCAAUAUUCGUUAGAUCAUUGGCUGUUAUACUUCGAUACUAUUAUUAGCUAAGGUUGUAGUGCCGGAUUGAUGGCACAAGUAUUACUUUUACCUGAAUCUUUUUCUGUCACAUCUCAAUCCAUCAU